AUGUUCAUAUCUAUCUAUCUAUCAUUAUCUAUCUAUCUAUCUAUCUUAAUCUCUCCCGACUAUGUAUUUCUCAGUGUGUAUAAAAUGUACAUUAAUGAACACUAUCUAUCUAUCUAUCUAUCUAUCUAUCUAUCUAUCUAUCUAUCUAUCUAUCUAUCUCAGUCUGUUUAUAUCUAUCUAUCUAUCUAUCUAUCUAUCUAUCUAUCUAUCUAUCUAUCUAUCUAUCUAUCUAUCAGUCUGUUUAUAUCUAUCUAUAUAAGUCUGUUUCUAUCUAUCUAUCUAUCUAUCUAUUUUGAAUUUAUCUAUCUUAGCUUGAAUUUAUCUCUCUCUCUCUCUUUUGAAUCUAUCUAUCUAUCUAUCUAUCUAUCUAUCUAUCUAUCUAUCUAUCUAUCUAUCUAUCUAUCUAUCUAUCUCUACAAGCGUAAGUAUUCCAUAUGCGCUGACGGUUCGAAAUCGCUUCCCGUACUAUGCGAUUCCAAAAUGUACGGUCGUCGUCUUGGCCCCAUGUCCAACUCUAUGCCCAACAUGGAAGCGAACGCGAAAGGCGGCAGUCCGGGAUUGAAUCAUCAUCGCAAAGACAAACAAGGAGCCGAUCGCACUGACGCAGCAGCAGCCGCCAACGGUGCUAAGCGAUACGGAAUUCUUACAUCCAUUAUUCGCUUUUUGAGCUCAAAGACGAAGACUAAGGCCAAGUCGAAAAGGAAACCUAAACCAAUCCAACAACGUAGCAAGCGACAAAGAACGAUAUCUGCCAUGUCGAAUCUAGACCCGAUCCAGGAAAGCCCCGAUGAGAACGAGGAACGUCAUCUAGACGAGGAGGAGGAGGAAGAAGAUGACAACGACUCCUACACCCAUGAUACUUGCUCUUCUACAUCAGAGAGUGAUAGUAUAGGAAGCGGAGACCCUUAG
This is a messenger RNA of Acanthosepion pharaonis, 909 nucleotides long. The record is from the annotation of a GenBank genome assembly. Lineage: Eukaryota; Metazoa; Mollusca; Cephalopoda; Sepiida; Sepiidae.